GGGCCUGGCAGCAUCCACUAGGAUCACUGGCGGUAAGAAAAGCAGCUGCUACCUUCAAAUCUCUUUCUGGGCUUGCAAAUAAGAUAAAACUUGCCUACACUAUGCUCACCCUUCCUUCUUGCAGAGCUUAAAUCUCACAGUAAACUACUUUUCCACAAAAUACAUGACGCUCGCAUCUGGUUGCCCUAGCCUGCCGGAACAAACGAGGGUACAGUUUGGUUCUAUGGAUGAGCUUCCGUGCUAUACAGGGGGCAAUUUAUGUGCGGGGGAAAAUGAUGACUGGGAUCCUGCUGGGUGACGACUGUGAGCACAGUGGUGGAUCUGAGGAAUCUGCAGAGGAUGGAUCAGCAGAUGCACAACCGCUGAGCAAUAUUGAACUUGUUCAAGAUGGCUUCAAAGAAACUGAAAAUCUCGGUCUGUAUAACUGGACUGAAGCAAUUGCUCACGAACAACAAACGUCAACAGAAAGCAGCGUCUUCGAACUGCCAAAGAACUUGCAAAUUAGCAAAGAAGAGGCCCAGAAGCAGUCAUUCCAGCUCGACGACUUUCUGGUCUUCGGCUGCAGUAACGCAACAAGAAUUGCUGAAGAUACAGGAACAUUCAGAUUGUAUGAUGAAUUUAACGUCGCAGACCCUCAACUGCCCAGGCAACAAUCUGUACAAAAUGUAACUCUGAAUAAAUUUGAACUCCCUUGCACCUCAUCCGAAGUUGAGGUAAUAGAUUUGUCUACACCCUCACCUUGCUACAAUGUGAGUACAGGGAAUAAAGAAGAGACUCUCUGUUGGAUGUCCUGAAAUAAUAGACUUGACCAAUUCCCCAUGUUUGUUUAAAUACAGAAAUAUGUCUUAGAAUAAUGUAAUUACUGCUGGAUGAUGCAAAUAAUAUAUGCGAUCCAGAAAUAAAUUGAGUUUCUUACACACUUA
Coffea arabica (coffee) is the source of this 923-nucleotide messenger RNA. Lineage: Eukaryota; Viridiplantae; Streptophyta; Magnoliopsida; Gentianales; Rubiaceae. The record is from RefSeq and is a predicted model, not a curated record.